UAUUGUAUUCAUAGUUCAUAUUUUGUCCAUGUACGUCGCUGUAGUCACACAUGCCUUGAUCGAAAGAUGAUAAAUAAUUUUGAGCAACAAUUCUUCUUCAUUCGUAUCGAAAAUAUCUUGAUAUACGAGCGUAAUAUUAAAACCAUCUUGUCGGAAAUAUUACGAACUUUAGCCAUAAAAGAAUUAUCGUAGUAUUGUGCAAAAAAGGUUAUGUAUCUCAUUCGUUGUUAUCAUCGUCGCGUCGUAAUAACUUUUCAUUUUUACAAUGUCCUAUAUGUUAAUUAAUUAUUUAAUAUUAUUUGUACAAAAUUAAAUUAAACAUGCAAUCCAAUAUAUAUUUUUACAGUUUUAAUUUUUGUACAAAGAAUAUAAUGAAAAUUCUACAUAUUUAUUAAAUAAUUUAGAGUAGAAAUGGAGGCAACAAUAGAAGAAAAUUGUGAAAUAUUAACCGCAACGUCUUCAAUAAAAGACUUCAUACAAGUUUCAUCUAAUUGGAUGAUUGACGGAAAGAAAUGUUAUGUAGAUACUAUUACAACAAUACCGUUAUCACUUGCUCCAGAGAGUAUAGAUUUAGAUGAUAUAAUUUCUUUGGAUACAUGUAUUUAUUUACGUUCGACGGAACAAGUGAAAGAACCAUGUACAUUGGACAUAAAAUUAACAAAUAAUCAAAAAAUAUCACGUAUUAUAAUUCUCUCUGAAGCGUACGUCUUAGAAUUUUUUAAACAAUACGGAGAAUAUGCAACUACAGUCUUUGCAGAACAAAUAGAUGAGUUUAUAGGAAGUACUAUAUAUUUAGCAGAAAUGAGUUUAGAACAUCCUAGUACUGAGGCCAGUAUUAAAUUUACGAAAAUAAAAAAUGCAGAACCCAUGUUAUGGAUAUUCGGUAUAAAACUUAUAUUGACAGAAUCUGUUAAAGAAAAUAAAUCAGAGAUACUUGAUUAUACAAUAACAAAUUUUCUGAAUAACUUAAAUGGUUCAACACAGCAAAAAGAAAUUUUAGCUAAUAUAAUGUUAGAAUCUUUUAAACAAGAAAAGAAUCCUGUAAAUGAUGAAAUUAUACCUUUAAAAAACCUUAUCAUUUCCAAUACUUUACAAAUACAAAAUAAUAAUAAAAAUGUAACCGAAGAGACCAAAAAAGUGGAUCUUAAUUGCAAAGAUGAUUGUAAAAAUGUAGAAAUUACAAACAUUGAAACAUAUAUUAAUAAUAAAUUUCAUGAAAUGGAAAAAAGAACUAUGCACAGAUUAAAUGAAAUUGAACAGAAUAUUAAUCAAAAACUAGAUGCUAUACUUAAGAAACUUGAAGUGAAAUUAAAAUGAUAAUAUUUAUGAACACUUUUGUAUAUAGUUUUCAUAAUUUAUCAUAACAUAAUACUGUUUUAAUUAUAUUUCAAUACCUUAUUUCUAUUGUAUUCUUAUAAAAAUGACCAACUUUAUUUAACUAUCA
Molecule: messenger RNA, 1444 nt
Organism: Vespa velutina
Lineage: Eukaryota; Metazoa; Arthropoda; Insecta; Hymenoptera; Vespidae
Exons: 3
Coding region: 412-1317 (301 amino acids)
Source: RefSeq, a predicted model, not a curated record